Molecule: messenger RNA, 4139 nt
Organism: Pteropus alecto (black flying fox)
Lineage: Eukaryota; Metazoa; Chordata; Mammalia; Chiroptera; Pteropodidae
Gene: ADAMTS4
Product: ADAM metallopeptidase with thrombospondin type 1 motif 4
Exons: 9
Coding region: 1013-3847 (944 amino acids)
Biological process (GO): extracellular matrix organization; proteolysis
Cellular component (GO): extracellular matrix
Molecular function (GO): metalloendopeptidase activity
Source: RefSeq, a predicted model, not a curated record
CAGGAAGGGGGAGCCUGAAGGGGCAAAGGGACCCUGGAGCCUCGGUCUGUAAAAGCUUAAAGUCCUUCGCUUCCCGCACAGCCUUCGGCCGCCCCGGGGCCCCUCCUCCGCAGAUGCGCCCUGCCUUGGGCAGCGGACUCCCCAGCACUGCCAACAGCUGCUUUCUCUGUCUGCCCUCUUGAGGCUUCUGUACCUGUCCCCACGCUCUCUCCUCAGCCUGGAAAGCAGCCCCUAGGGGCAGAGGGCGGUCUGGGGGAGCCCUGAGGAACUGGAGGCCGGGCCAGAAUUCUCCUGAGACCUUGGUCCUUUCUGUGCGUGUCGGCCGGGCCCUUUCUUGACUUCCUGCCCCUCGUGGGGCUCUGUCCACCAAAUUGGGAAAGAGGUGGCGGAGGGCCUCCCGUGGGGUUCGGGAAAAGGCGAUGUCAUCAGCUGGCCCAGCGCCUAUGAUCCUCCAUCCGGCUGCUAGAGACCCUCCUCCCCUGGGCAAGUCCCAUUUUUUUCAAGGAAGACAAAAACUAGGGUUUUGGGAAGGAAUGAGACACCCAUCUGAGUCCCACCCGGAGAGCUGCUGGCUGACUGGCUUCCAGCUCAGCCAAUCACGGAGGCUCAAGAUGCUUAAAAGAGCUGGCGGGGAGAGCCCGUGGGAAGAACCCACAGGGAGACCCACAGACACAUAGACUGGGGGAGAGCGCCGGACAGGGACGAAGGCACCGAGGCGAAGCCGGGGUCUGAAGGCGUACAGAGGGGAGGCCAGUGAGGCUGCAGGGGACGGGCAGGAAGAGACAAAGAAGCAGGAGACAGGGAUUUGGGAGGGAAGUUGGGAGGAGCCAGGACACCAGGCACUUCUCCUAAGCCGAGGGCCUAGUUCUCUGCAUCUGUGAAAGUCCCAGCUCCUCUGGAAACUGCCCCUGACCUUGGCGCUAGUCUGAGCCCCGGGCUGCAGAGAAAAGCCAGUGCGUGUGGGACUCGGUGCCUGGACGGCUCGCUUUCGCCCAGCUGCAGCCGCAGUGCCAUGUCCCUGACGGACCUGUGUCCCGGGAGGAGCUUGGCGAGCUGCUGGCCGUGGGGCGCCCGCCCCCGUCGGCUGCUCCCCACCGUGCCCAUCUCCGGGCCAGUAAGGCUGCUUCUGCUGCUGCUGGCAUCCGCCCUCCUGCCCUUGGCCCGGCCGGCCAGCCAGGAGGAGGAGGUCGUGUUCCCAGAGAAGCUCAACGGCAGCGUCCUGCCUGGCUCGGGCGAUCCUGCCAGACUGCUGUACCGCCUGCCCGCCUUUGGGGACACGCUGCUGCUAGAGCUGGAGCGAGACCCGGGUGUGCGGGUCGAGGGGCUGACAGUUCAGUACCUGGGCCAGGCGCCCGAGCUGCUGGGUGGGGCCGAGCCGGGCACCUACCUCACUGGCACCAUCAACGGAGACCCUGAGUCGGUGGCAUCUCUGCACUGGGACGGGGCAGCCCUGCUAGGGGUGCUGCAGUAUCGAGGGACCGAGCUCCACAUCCAGCCCCUGGAGGGAGGCGCCCCCAACUCCGCCGGGGGGCCCGGGGCGCACAUCCUGCGCCGGAAGAGUCCCGUCAGUGGCCGAGGCCCCAUGUGCAGCGUCAAGGCUCCUUCUGGGAGCCCCAGCCCCAGCCCCCGCAGAGCCAAGCGCUUCGCUUCCCUGAGUAGGUUCGUGGAGACCCUGGUGGUGGCUGACGACAAGAUGGCUGCUUUCCAUGGCGCCGGACUGAGGCGCUACCUGCUGACAGUGAUGGCGGCGGCAGCCAAGGCCUUCAAGCACCCGAGCAUCCGCAACCCUGUCAACCUGGUGGUGACUCGGCUAGUGAUUCUGGGGCCCGGCGAGGAAGGGCCCCAGGUGGGGCCCAGUGCGGCCCAGACGCUGCGCAGCUUCUGCACAUGGCAGCAAGGACUCAACACGCCCCAGGACUCGGACCCCGACCACUUUGACACGGCUGUGCUGUUCACCCGGCAGGACCUGUGUGGGGUCUCCACCUGCGACACCCUGGGCAUGGCCGACGUGGGCACUGUGUGUGACCCGGCACGGAGCUGUGCUGUCGUGGAGGACGACGGACUGCAGUCGGCCUUCACUGCUGCUCACGAACUGGGUCACGUCUUCAACAUGCUGCAUGACAAUUCAAAGCCAUGUGUGGGUCUGAAUGGGCCUGGGGGCACCUCUCACCAUGUCAUGGCCCCUGUGAUGGCUCAUGUGGACCCUGAGGAGCCCUGGUCCCCCUGCAGUGCCCGCUUCAUCACUGACUUCCUGGACAAUGGCUACGGGCACUGUCUCCUAGACCAGCCAGAGGCUCCCCUGCGUCUGCCUGUGACUUUCCCUGGCAAAGACUAUGAUGCUGACCGCCAGUGCCAGCUGACCUUCGGGCCUGAGUCACACCAUUGUCCGCAGCUGCCACCGCCCUGUGCUGCCCUCUGGUGCUCUGGUCAUCUCAACGGUCACGCCAUGUGCCAGACCAAGCAUUCGCCCUGGGCAGAUGGCACCUCUUGCGGGCCCUCACAGGCCUGCAUGGGUGGCCGCUGCCUCCACGUGGACCAGCUCCGGGACUUCGACAUUCCGCAGGCUGGUGGCUGGGGUCACUGGGGAUCUUGGGGCGACUGCUCCCGGAGCUGCGGGGGCGGUGUCCAGUUCUCCUCCCGGGACUGCACGCGGCCCGCCCCCCGGAACGGUGGCAAAUACUGUGAGGGCCGCCACACCCGUUUCCGGUCCUGCAAUACUCAGGACUGCCCUGGUGGCUCCGCGCUGACCUUCCGUGAAGAACAGUGUGCUGCCUACAACCACCGCACUGACCUCUUCAAGAGCUUUCCAGGACCCAUGGACUGGGCCCCUCGCUACGUGGGCGUGGGCCCCCGGGACCAGUGCAAACUCACCUGCCAGGCCCGGGCUCUGGGCUACUACUACGUGCUGGAGCCACGGGUGGUAGACGGGACGCCCUGUUCCCCCGACAGCUCCUCGGUCUGUGUCCAGGGCCGCUGCAUCCAUGCUGGCUGUGACCGCGUCAUUGGCUCCAAAAAAAAGUUUGACAAGUGCAUGGUGUGCGGCGGGGAUGGUUCCAGCUGCAGCAAGCAGUCCGGCUCCUUCAGAAAAUUCAGGUGUGCCGCUGCCCGGGGCAGGCUACCUUCACUACAGCGGGGCCACUGCAGCCUCCGAGACCCUGGCAGGCCGCGGGCCGCUGGCCCAGCCCCUGACGCUGCAGGUCCUGGUGGCCGCAGACCCCCGGGGCGCUCGCCUGCGGUACAGCUUCUUCGUGCCCCGGGCGGCCCCCUCGCCAGCGCGCCCCGCUCCCCAGGACUGGCUGCACCGCAAGGCGCAGAUCCUGGAGGUGCUCCGGCGGCGGCCCUGGGCCGGCCGCAAGUGACCUCACCACCCCGGCCGCCCUUCCCAGGCACUGGCCUGGACUUAGUGGGAGCCAGGGGCUUCCGGGCCUCGUGGGGGUUGGCCGGGCCCACCUCCCCCCACACCCCGCCCUGCCGCAGGCUGGCCCUGCCAAUCCCCUGCUCUGGACAGCAGCCAUGGUGGACUGAGGGGCUGGGAGACAGUCCCCUAUGUAGGGUGCCCUCUCUGCCCUGCUGGUCACAGGAGGGAGGGGGAAGGCAGAGUGGGCCCCAGCUGUAUUUAUUUAGUAUUUAUUCACUUUUAUUUAGUGCCAGAGAAGGAGAUGAGGGCCGGGGUCCUGGGGAAUUGAACCGGACCUCUGCUAGGCCUCACCCUGGCCAGGAAAUCCAGGGUGGUGGCCGUGGCCCGCGUGGUCCGUGUGUGUGUGUGUGUGUGUGUGUGUGUGUGUGUGAGAGAGAGAGAGAGAGAGAGAGAGAGAGAGAGAGAGAGAGAGAGAGAGGACGUGUGUGAGAGGACAUGUGCAUGUAUCUGUGUGUGUACAAUGUAUGUCCUGCCCUGCUUUCCUAGCCCUGACUGCUGUCUUCUGGGGAAGGAGGAGUCAAGGGCAGGGCAGGUCUUCAGGGAGUAAGGGACUGCCAUGUCUUGAAGUACAAAUUGAAUUCUGCUAUUUAUGUGCUCGGACAGGUGUGGCGCACCCUGGCUCCACAUCUCUGGACGUUAGUUUCCUCAACUGCAAUCACAAUACCUCCCUUGGAACUUUGUCGUGAGGAUUAAAUAAUGUAAAUAAAGAGCUAGCACCGUG